Trichoderma atroviride IMI 206040 is the source of this 1106-nucleotide messenger RNA. RefSeq lists its product as uncharacterized. NCBI's taxonomy places the organism in Eukaryota, Fungi, Ascomycota, Sordariomycetes, Hypocreales, Hypocreaceae. Gene Ontology annotation, molecular function: adenyl-nucleotide exchange factor activity. The record is from RefSeq and is a predicted model, not a curated record. Gene Ontology annotation, cellular component: endoplasmic reticulum.
UCCUCUUCAUAUUACGCAGAUAUCCACACACAUUCUCGCUAAACCACUACGUAAUUUACCAUGGGCGACAAGCGACUCAACGAACUCCUGCGAUGGAGUGUCGAGAAUACCACGACCGGCGAAAAUGGCCCCUCCACUGAGACCAAUGCCCAAGUACCGCCGCCAACAAACCUCACCCCGGAGCUGAUGGCCGCUCUCAUGGGAGGGCCCUCCGAUGCCGACCUCAUGAAGGGCUCCAUGGAGAUCAUCGGCGACCCCGAGGUUACCCUGGAGAACAAGCUCAUCGCCUUCGACAACUUUGAGCAGCUCAUUGAGAACCUCGACAACGCCAACAACAUUGCCAACCUCAACCUGUGGACCCCGCUGCUCGAGCACCUGGGCAGCACGGAGAGCGAGCUGCGCAAGAUGGCGGCCUGGUGCGUCGGCACCGCUGUGCAGAACAACGAGCGCACUCAAGAGCGCCUGCUGGCGAUUGGCGGCGUCACUCCUCUGAUCGAGAUGGCGCUGAAGGAGGAUGAGGCCGAAGACGUCAGACGCAAGGCAAUCUAUGCGCUGAGCUCUGCGGUUAGGAAUUACCAGCCUUCCAUGGAUCACUGCACAGACGAGUUGAACAAGCGAGGGUUCACUGCAGCCAAGACAGACGCCGCGGAUAUGACAGCCGUUGAUGUGGUCAUCCAUGGACUCAGGGAAAAGGUCAAGGCCGUCGCCAAUGGGGCUUCGGAGUAAAAAUCAUAAAUGUGUUUUAAAUAGGUUUGAAAGGAAAUGGAGAAGAAAAAAAGGACAUUGGGCGGAGUUGAGGCGUUCUGCAAGUAUUGGAUGGAUCAACCGGCAGGGAUUGAUGAAUAAAGGUAUCCUACAAAUAUUCAUACAUUGUAUCUAACGAUUAUGGCUUUUACGAUACACGUUGUUAUACAUUUUAUAUAUCCCCCCCCCCGCAGAUUUUUAUUUUACCCAUGCUCCCAAAUCGCUGACGUGAUGUUCAUCAGUGCGUAACUUUUCCGUAGAAAGGGAAUCCCAAUGCUUCCAUGAGCAGCCUGCCUUGCCUAUCGGAGGUAGCAGUGGUGUGAAUGAAGAUAUCGCAGCCAGGCAUCAGCUUAGGAGGAUAC